ACGUUAAGUUUGUAUUUUGCAACUGCAUGGUUAUUAUUACUGCUAUACAUAUGCAUGUAUUGGUGAAAUAUCUUCUUGUUUUUUUCACUUCGCUUAUAACUUUAAACGGCUGUUAGUCAAUUAAUGUCAAGUCUAUUAAAUGUUUAAAUACGAAUUCCCUUCAUUGAAUAUGAUCAAAUUUGCCAAACUUUUUUUAAGGCCCUCUAGUGAUCACGAGAAUUACAGGAUGCUGAUUGUGAUGGCAUAAUUAGUAUAUUAUAAAUACAAACCAUCAGCUGUUAAAAAAAGAAAAAAUAACAGUUAUAAUAUUACUUUAAAAAAAAUCGCGCGAACCUCAUUUGUAAGUAGUAUGUAAUACGCCAGAGUUCUGUCAAACCAUCAAAAUUCCAACUAGUAUUCUGUGUAGACGGCAUUUUCGAUGCGUUUAGUCCUAGCACCAGGCACUAUAGUACUCAUUAGACAUAAUGACAUUAAUACUAAUAAUAGUAUUAACCUAACACAUAAUGGAUUUUGUUGACAGCUCCAAAAAUUAGGCAUUAUUCCUCUUGGCAUAGUUCGGUUUGUUGUGUCAAAUAAAGGUAUAAUCAUGCUGCCAUUUCUCUGUUCAUUAAAAAUACAAGGCUCACAUUUUGUAAAACUUUAUAAAUUAUUGUCGGCUGUAAAGCGCCCAACGAUUGCCUUGACAUCUAUAAAAUAUAAUUUUAAUUUUAGAAUAAAAGUUGUGGCUAAUUACAGGUUUGUUGGAAGGGCAAGAGAUCAGCUAUUAGCAACAGCUACCAGUUGUAGAUCAACAUGCUUGUUUUGGUUUUAUUUUUCUGGGUGUUUGCUACACUUUGGGCUUUCAAACAUUUCUGAUCUAAAGUUGAUUCCCUGCGUACUUUCAGCACAUAAUCAGGAUGUACAAUUGGGAAGUAAGAGCCUACUUUUCAGGGUAUUCCACAGAAUAUUGUUUAUUCUAUGGGAAGCUGUACAACUGUUUUUUCGUUUAGGGCUUUUGCUUGUAAUUUUUGUCCCAGUGGUUUCUCUCUAUCCAUUAUCCAUGAUUAGUAAAGUACUUGAAGAUUUGUGGUGUAAUGUUUUGUUAUUAUCAAUUCAAGCAGCAGGACCAGUGUUCAUUAAAUUUGGUCAGUGGGCAAGUACCAGAAGAGAUAUCUUGAGUGAAAACACCUGUAACUAUCUUGGUACUUUACAGCGCAAUACAAAACCUCAUUCGUGGAAGUGUACAACUAAAAUAUUAACAGAAGCUUUUGGGACAAAAUGGAUGGACUUUAUUGUCUUAUUUGAAAAUAACAAAGAACCUAUUGGAUCUGGUUGUGUUGCUCAAGUUUACAAAGCAUAUAUUAACCUUGGUUCAUUAUCACAAUGUGAUGAUAAGAUUAUGGAAACAAUAAAGAAACAGUACAAUGUUACAUCAGCUCAAAUAGCAGAGCAGCAACUGACAGGCCAUCCAUUUGUGGACGAUCAACCACAAUUUGAAGAUAGUAAUGCUGAUAAUAAUUGUUUCAUCCCAGUAGCUAUAAAGGUACAUGUUGUACAGGUAAAACUUGAUUGUAUACUAGAUAUGGAA
Limulus polyphemus (Atlantic horseshoe crab) is the source of this 1567-nucleotide messenger RNA. RefSeq lists its product as uncharacterized. The annotation marks the transcript as partial. Lineage: Eukaryota; Metazoa; Arthropoda; Merostomata; Xiphosura; Limulidae. The transcript has 2 exons. Gene Ontology annotation, cellular component: mitochondrion. The record is from RefSeq and is a predicted model, not a curated record.